Dunckerocampus dactyliophorus (ringed pipefish) is the source of this 2270-nucleotide messenger RNA. RefSeq names its product mitochondrial ubiquitin ligase activator of nfkb 1-A (gene mul3). Lineage: Eukaryota; Metazoa; Chordata; Actinopteri; Syngnathiformes; Syngnathidae. The coding region runs from base 392 to 1282 and encodes 296 amino acids. The transcript is spliced from 3 exons. Gene Ontology annotation, molecular function: ubiquitin-protein transferase activity. Gene Ontology annotation, biological process: protein ubiquitination; organelle organization. The record is from RefSeq and is a predicted model, not a curated record.
GAAAUUAACAGAAUAUUCAGGAUAUUUUAGGAACUAUCCGGCGUACAUGACGCACAGAGAGCUGUUACGGAUUUUUUUAAGACACAUGGUUAUAUAAUAGAUCUUUUUUAUUUAGUACCGACUGUAAACUACGUGACAUGCUCCAAUACAGUAGGUGGCGGUAUGCACCAUUAAAGUCAUGGCUGCAAUCCGCCAGUAUGAAGAAGACGAAGACGAACAAGGAAAUGAAAGAAAAAAAACAGCUCUGGUUUAGACUUUGUUCAUGCGGGUAGUUACUUUUGAUUUUUUAAAUGGUUGAUUUUCACGGAAACUUAAUUUCCUGAUAACUUUCAAAAAGAAACAGUGCUUUUUAGUAGUUUACUAGUUUGUGUUGGCUUGUUUCUAGACAGAAAUGGGCGACUUCUCUAUCAGCACUUUGGUUUUAUUAGGAGUAGGAUCCAGUUUUGCCUUUUCAGGCUUGUUCCAUCAUUUAUACCAACAGAAGAAAAAGGAGUUGACGAAGCUGAAGGAGAUACCGGUGUUCAGACCAGACGAACAUUUGUACACAGUGCUGAAAUCAUCUCCCCACAGGAGGCUACAGUAUGUUGCAGUAGAAGGCCUUGUCCAGGCAGGUGAGAAGCCUCUAAGCAGCCAGUUUGUCCCAAGGUGCUUUGGUGUGCUUCAGAAGAUAGUAGUCCAGGAACAUGGUGAAUACUGGAACUCCCUCACUAAAACAUGGUACAUUCUCAAUCUUCCUUUAUUACGUCUGCUUUGUACCAGCAUGUUGUCUGAUAACAUUCCCAUUGGCUCUAGGAGCUCUCGGCGGAUGAACAGUAGAGAAACCAACAACUCUGUGCCCUUCUCUCUUGUAUGCCCUGGCUCCUACAUCACCGACUUUGAGGUGAAGGUGCAGGAACCCUCGGAGGGCUCGGGGUAUUUCCUGGAGCGGGUUUACCACCGAGUGAGACGUGCCGAGGAAGGCUUGGUGAACGUGGUGUUGCAGGGCAUCAGCGGCGAACGACCCGUGGCUAUGGAGGAGAGCGAGGAGAUGCUGCGGGUGGGCAGCAUCUUGACUGUAUUUGGGGAGGUGGUUAUGGAGGGAGGCCAUGGCAGGGUGCAGGCGCCGAAAGAUGGCCGCGAGUACCUCCUAAUACCCACUCCCUACAAGAGCUACAUCGAGCGACAUGAGAGAUCAGCCAGCAUGUGGAAGAAGCUGACUGCUGUUACGGGCAUCACUGGAGCAUCUCUGCUAGCCGGUGUCAUUUACAGCAUGGUGGGAACACAGGACGAUAGAUCCAAAUAGAUGUGUUUUCAGUGCAGUCUUGACUCAAAGAUGUUACAUGGGGCGAUUAACGGAUGGAAUCACCCUGUUGGAUCUACUGUAUCUACUCUACAAAUAUAUGGACCAAUGUCUAAAAGCCAAACUACUGAAUCAGUCAAUCAAGGGAGAUAAGGGAUGAAUGAGAUGUGAUUGAUUUAUUUUUAGAAUAAAACCUUUUCUUGUUAAUUCAUGCAUUGUUAUUGCAUUUUAACACUGAACAUUGUAAUUAGAGAAUGUUGUACCUAAUUUCAUUGUUGCACGUUGUCAAGAGGGGAGCUUUUUUUUUUUUUAAUAAAGGAUCAUUUCACAGCACGCAGAGUUAAAACUAAAUGUUGUACAGAAAAUAACGUGUAUGCGGAAGAGUGUGUAAAUGUGGCAACUCAAGUUUUUUGUCUCCAUUGACCCUUCUGCGAUGCAGGUUAUUCCCUGUCCUCCUCUGAAGACUCCUCGGCUUCCUCCAGCCACUGGAUGAACUUCAGAAGCUGCAAGGAGAGCAGAGGAAGACACAUUGAAAUGGGAAUGGAUGGUUGUAGAUGACCACAAUCCACUCCCCUCCCCUGGACACCCCAUAGCUGUUGGGUUAGGUGUUUAUGUACCAUUAUGUAUAUUGUACUAAGCCAUUAUAUUUUUAUAAUUAUAUCAUCCAUGCAUUCUUCUGCUUGAUUUGAUCAGACAGUGGAUCAGAUCUUGUGCAGGUUCACGGCCAAGACAAGGGAUCUUGGUCUCAAAAAGGUUGGUGACCACUUAUCUAUCCAAUACUGAUCCAAUACUCUGCUCCUUCAGCAGCAGACUGUUACACCCACGGUGUAAGGAGAGGUUCCGCAGGUCCUUCAUACCGACCGCUGUCAGGCUCUACAACACCUGCACCACCUGAACCAUGUUGUGGUCACUAUGUAUUCUUUACACUGUAUUCUUUACUUGCUUAUCUUGCUUGCUGCUGUAACAAGUGAAUUUCCCCGCUGUGGGAUAA